UCCUCUCCGACGUAUCUCUCUCUGUGUGCCUCUCCUUUCGCAGCCCUCGCCUCAGUCUCGCCGGACUCUCCCGCCUCUCCUCUCCGCCGUAUCUCUCUCUCUCUGUGCCUCUCCUUUCGUAGCCCACGCCUCAGUCUUGCCAGAGUCUCCCCCUCUCCUCACCACCGUAUCUCUCUCUCUGUGCCUCUCCUUUCGCAGCCCAUGCCUCAGUCUUGCCGGAGUCUCCCCCUCUCCUCACCGCCGUAUCUCUCUCUCUGUGCCUCUCCUCUCCGAUGUCUCAGUCUCGCCGGAUCUCAUUCUCUCCACUCUCUCCUCGCCGAUCCACUUCGAUCUAGGUCUCCUUGCCGGAUCUCCUUCUCUCAACCCGUCUCUCGCCGGAUCUCUCUCCUCGCGGUCGUCCUCAUCCGUCGUCAUACUCGCCGGACUUCCACCGUCAUUAUCUCGAACCGGCUCUGCCCCUUUUGAAAGGUUACAAAUUUUGGUCUAUGUUUAAGUUUAAUUAUCAGUUUAGGUUUUGAUUAUCAGUUUAGGUUAUCGAUUAGUGAUGAUUCUGUGUUUGGUUAGGGUUUUAACUAUUUAGGUUUGGUUAAUUUCUUGGCAGAUGUCAGGAAAUGAUUCUCUGUCCCUUUUGAAAGGUUACAAAUUUUGGUCUAUGUUUAAGUUUAAUUAUCAGUUUAGGUUUUGAUUAUCAGUUUAGGUUAUCGAUUUGUGAUGAUUCUGUGUUUGGUUAGGGUUUUAACUAUUUAGGUUUGGUUAAUUUCUUGGCAGAUGUCAGGAAAUGAUUAUAGCCGCUAUCUAUCUACUGGUGGUAAGAAAACUUCUGGUAGUAAGAAGAGUUCUGGUAGUACGAAGAGUUCAUCCCGUCAUACCAAUCCGGGUAGUUCUUCUAGUUCCCAGAUGGCCGAGAGUUUGGCUGUUCCUAAUAGCCAGACGCAAGCUUCCCCUCCAGCUCCCGCCCCAGCUCCUCCAGCUCCCACCCCAGCUCCUGCAGCUCCCGCCCCAGCUCCUGCAGCUCCCGCCCCAGCUGCAGCUGCAGCUGCUCCCGUCCCAGACCCGGCGGCAGAUUUAGCGGCAAUCAAUAUGAUUUUGGCUAGUCCUGGACAUGAUCGUCUUCCUCACCUCCAUCCAGAUCGCCCUCCAAAUACGCUUUGGUUUGAUGACGAUGUAAGCGUUGCUGCAUCGGUCCGUCAAAUCUUUGAAAGAGAUUUCAAAGAACCGCAUGCUAAUUGGAAGCAAACCCCCGGGGAUGUUGUGAGACGUUGGUUUGAAUCCUUUGCGCAAAUGUAUCAUUGGGAUUCUGGUAUAACAUCCCUCGUUCGCAACUCUUUCGAGGCUAAAUUGAAACUCCAGUUGACUCGCCAAGUUAGUCGGUGGAAGAGUAACUGGCGGAAAAAAGGCGAUGCAGCUAUGCCUUUGUGGUUUGACCCAAAUGUUUGGGCUGGUCUUGUUGCUUAUUGGUUAGAUCCAGAAUCUGAAGUCCAGAGUUGUAACAGUCGGGCAGCUCGUUACUCUGACCCUGAUGGACAUGGACCGUCUAAGCAUCGUUCAGGUCAGACUUCCUUCAGGGCCCGUGCACGAGUGAUUGCUGAGCAAACUGGAUGUUCUAUUCCAGACUUGCUUGGGGUUCUCGAGAUCACUAAACGAAACCCGGAUGGUUCUUUUGUUGAUGGCAAAUCUGAGCAGCUCUACAACGAUGUGACAUCUAAAUUUCAGGAAUUAUCUCAGGCUGCUAGUGAUGAUCCCGAGAGCACUGGUUCUAGUGGCCUCUCUCCAGUAGCUUUCAAUCUCAAAUUUUUUAAAGUCUUCUUUGAUAUUGAUCCUUCUUUGAUUUUUUAUGCAGUUCGCUCCCCGCAAAAAGGGACGACUGUAUGGAAUGGGUUCUCUAAAUACAUAUUUACGAUCUGUUCCUGCUUUGUUUCCUUAUAGCAGUACUAGAGACCAAUCUUUGGAGAAGAUCAUCUAUGACCAAGCUCAAAAGAUUGAGAGCCAGGGAAAUGAAAUUUCGAAGCUGUACAAGAUCGUUCGUCAUCUCGCUAGCAAAGACUCUACCGUGGCCGACAUUCUCCAGUCUGAAGACGUGUCUUCUGCUUCUGGUGAUGAUGAUGAAUCUGAUGUUAUUUAGUUUGUUUUCUAUCACUUUCUAAUGACUUGAAACUUUUUUGUAUGUGUUUGUGUAAUGACUCUUGAAUUUCUUUCUAUUUUAGUAAUAUUUUCGCUAACUAUUUAAAUCUCUUCAGAAUUUUAUAAAUGUAUAAUAAUUUAUAAAAUUUCAAAUUCUGCAGUAAAAAAAUUAAUUAAUCGCAAAUGACUUGCAAAUUUGCGACGGAACAAGCCUCGCAAUUUUGCGACGGAAUAAAACCCUUGCAAAAUUGCGACAAAACUGUUAAUUGCAAAAUUGCGAGGAACAACUAAACCGUCGCAAAUUUUUGCGAGGAAAUCAGUUCCGUCGCAAAUUUGCGAGGAAUAUCAUUCCGUCGCAAAUUUGCAAGGAAUUUAUUUCCGUCGCAAAUUUGCGAGCGUUUUGCGAGUGAUUUUCAUUUGCGACGAGCGAUU
This is a messenger RNA of Brassica napus (rape), 2553 nucleotides long. RefSeq lists its product as uncharacterized. NCBI's taxonomy places the organism in Eukaryota, Viridiplantae, Streptophyta, Magnoliopsida, Brassicales, Brassicaceae. The record is from RefSeq and is a predicted model, not a curated record. The transcript has 4 exons. Bases 769 to 1926 code for a protein of 385 amino acids.